CGUUUGAUUUGAUGUAGUUUUCUAUUGGUUGAACCCAUACUUGAACAAUCGACGUAGGAACGAGAGACAAGACGUGGAAAUAAGAUACAAUUAUUUCUUAAUGUUGAGCAUUUUUAGUAUGGCGUUUCCGUUGAUCGACGGUGACGUCACGGCAUCCAGCAAACCAAAAUCGAAAAGUCGUCGGCGCAACAAUAGAGAUUUGCACCGAUUGAAUACUUUUCAUGUCGACAAUUUAUGCCCCGAGCACGUUAUUACCGCAUGGAUUUUACUUUUCUCUUUAUAUUUUACUGUAUUUGUUGUUCGUCACUAUCUUUUGGGUUGUCGGGGCUAUUUUUGUCGUUACAGGUGGUGUCCAAAGGGGGGCGCCGCGUCAUCUGAAACUCGAAAGCUGGAACCUGGGAGGUUCGGACGCACCGGUCGCGCUUGCUUGCUCCAUCAGUAGUCAUGAACCCGCUGGACGGCGAGAAAGCGGACGGUCGGCAACGUCCGUGGGCCCGCUUCUCAUCGUGGCUCGAGUGUUUGUGUGUGGUCACCUUUGACCUGGAGCUCGGACAAGCCAUCGAGCUGGUUUACCCACCUGACGUGAAGCUGACCGAGAAGGAGAAAAGCAGCCUGUGCUACCUUUCCUUCCCGGACUCGUACUCUGGAUGCAUCGGGGACACCCAGUUCAGCUUCAGGAUGCGUCAGUCUGUCGGUCGCAGACGUCCCCGACUGUGCCACGACCUUUACGGCCAAGAAGCCCCAGCCGCCCUGCAGAGCGAAACGUCGCACUUCUACGGUUACGUCUACUUCCGGCAAGUCAAGGACGUGUCGGUCAAGCGAGGGUACUUCCAGAAGUCUUUGGUUCUGGUGUCGCGGCUGCCGUUCGUCCAGCUCUUCUACUCAGUGCUGCGCAUCAUCGCAUCCGACUUCUUCGCCAAAUCUCAGCCCUGCCUGGAAACAGUGUGCAAGCAGAUGGACCGCUGGCCUUUCCUGGCCGCUGGACUGACCUUUAACCUCCCACUCUUGGGUGUGGUCUUGCAGGUCCGAAUCCCGUGCCAGACGGACAAAGCGGCGAGUCCAGCAAGAGACUUGGUUGAGGAGGUGGUGCCGACCCCGCUGCCUUCCGUGCACGAGCUGGACCUCUGCAGGUGUUUCCAGUCGGUACUGAUCCAUCUGCAGAUGUUGUGGGAACUGGCGCUGCUGGGCGAGCCGGUGGUCGUCAUGGCGCCGUCUCCGGCCGUCUCCUCGGAAAUGGUCUUGGCGCUUGUCAGCUCCAUCGCUCCGCUCAAGUUCUGCUGCGAUUUCCGUCCCUACUUCACGGUCCACGACAGCGAAUUCCGAGAAUACACCACCAGGACGCAGGCGCCGCCCAACGUGAUCCUGGGCGUGACCAACCCGUUCUUCAUCAAGACCUUCCACGGCUGGCCUCACGUCCUGCGACUGGGAGAGAACACCAAGCUGUCAGGCGAGGUCCCGAAGCAGCUCAAAAUCAAGAAAGUGGCCAAACUCAAGACGCCAGACGCCAAGCCAGGUUUCUUCACGGCCUACGAGAGCUUCCUGCUCAAAGACAAGAUAGUCAUCAAACGUCUGCUGAAGGGUGUCCAGAGGCGUCGGCCGUCCGAGGUGCAGAGCGCCAUCUUGAGGAGGCACUUUUUAGAGCUGACUCACAGCUUCAUCAUCCCGCUGGAGCGCUACAUGGCCAGCCUGAUGCCGCCGCAGAGGUCCAUCACGCCGUGGAAGACGCCCCCGCAAAUUCGCCCCUUCAGUCAGGAUGAGUUCAUGGCCGUGCUGGAGCACGGCGGCCCUCAGUUGACCUCCACGCUGCGAGGCGACCGGACGGGACUGUACAGGAAGUUCUUCAAGUCUCCCAAUUUCGACGGCUGGUACCGCCAGCGGCUCCGAGAGAUGACUGGCAAACUGGACCGACUCCACCUGGAAGUCAUCUGCGAGGCAGACCUGCCGGGAUGGUCUCGCGACAAGUCUGAAGUGGAAAUCGUCGAUUUGGUUCUGAAGCUGCGAGAUAAACUGACAAAAGCCGCGAGGCAGCGAGGGCAGCCGAGAGAUGACAUUUUCAAGCGACUGGAAUCGUUGAUCGCCACCAUCGUGAGCUCGCUGCCCCAAGACCUGCGAGACGUGCUCGAGGCCCAAUGAAGCACGCACGCACGCACGCACGCACGCACGCACGGCAGGUCGGUGAACGUGAGGCGGUCGGAAAAGUCACGCACAGGUGCCCCAUUGACCACCUGGAGGAAAGGAAUCCAUCAAGUCCCCAUUGACUGGUGACAAGUCAACAUUUAUUGCCAUCUAACUGGCGGGGAAAAAGAGAGACACGUUCAUUUGCAAACAGAUCAUCUGGUGUGGCUGCUCCACCAUGGCGCUCCCUGCUGCCUGAGGACACAAUGUUUCUCCUGCGGACUGAACUGAAGGAUGCUGAGAAUGGCGUUGAGCGUCUGCUGCCUGCCGCUGGCGUCGGGCAGUGUCAGGAACUUGUAGAUGACGUUCUUCAGGUACUCCACGUUGGAGCCCUCGCGCUUGCGCUCGCGGUUCAGCUGGUCCAGCUGCGCUCGAAGUUGGCACGUCUCGUCGUCAUGACGUUGGGCGCUGGCCGCCAGUUUGCCGUGCAGCCGGCGGAUGUCCUCCUCCAGCUGACGCUUCUGCCGCCUCAGGCCCGCCGCCUCCACUUCCUUUCGGGACAGCUGCUCAGCGUAAAGGAGGAGCGCGGGCUGGGCGGGCGCGGCCUGCCGGAGGGCUCGCGCCAUCACGUCCGCCUGCCUCUCCCCCUCCACUUUGCGGGCGCUGACGUCCUCUUCAGUCAGGGAUUUGGUGGCGGCUCGCAGGAGCUCCAGCUCCCGGUCCUUGUCGCCCAGCAGAGCCACGGUCCGCUCCCGCUGUUUGUGCAGCUCCGCCUCCAGACGCAGCAGCUGGUCGCAGUGGAGCGUCUGGUUGCGCUCGGCUUCCUGCCGCUGGCAGCGCAGCAGCGCCGCUGUGCGCUGCUGCUGCUCCUGGAGCUGGCGCUGCUGCACGGCUGCCGCCUUGUCGCUCUCCCCGCGCAAGCUGAUGUACUUCUCCCUGAGGUCGGCCAACUGCUCACGGACCUCCUCCAGCUCGCGGGCCGCGCAGGCCUCCUUGGCAGCGUUGUCGCCGCUCUUGGGCGUCGCCUACACGGAAAGACCUCAGCGUCAAUUAUGCAGCUCACUUUGGUCGCUAGCUACAGUGGUAGACGUUAAAGGCGGCGAGGUCAAAUUUCAACCCAUCUUGCCUUAUAGGGCCAACGAGAAUGCCAACCUUGCGCUCAUAGGCCAGGCCUUAGGCCGUUUUUGCAUGUCUUCCAUGCACUGCCACAUUGCCACAAACUCUUUCAAGAAGGCCUCGGGACAGGGACCCAACCGAGGUGGCUUUCUGGAUGGAUACCUUGGCUCGAAGCUUGUAGCGCUCCAACUCAUCUUUGAGCUGCCACAGCUCCUCCUGGCUGGCGGCGUCUCGCACCGGUUCCGGCUCGCCGAGCGGGUUCUUCUGGGCGGCCAGAAGCAGCUUCUUCACCUUCUCCAACUUGUCCUUCAGGUCCAGCUGGGAGUCAUCCGGACACCUACUGGAGAUCAGCGUUUGGUUCUCGGCGUCCAACUGCGCCAUCCUUUCCCGAAGCCUCUGAGCCGCCUGCUGCUCACGCUGCCUCGCCCUCUCGCAAGAACCCAGAAGGUCCGAGAGCUCGGACACACGCUGCUCCAGAGCGCCCACCCGCAGCUCUGCGGCGUGAGCGCGCGCCUCCUCCCGACACAUCUGCGCCAAACACACCUCUGACGUCACAUCGCUGCGCAGCUUUGGCUCAGAGCAGGGCGAGGCGAGGCGAGCUGAGCUAGACCUACCUCAUCUUUGUGCUGUUGGAUCUGGUCCUGGUGGCUGUUCUUGAGCUGGCUCAGCUCCUGUCGUAAGCCCUCUGUCCCGGGAUCCGCUUGCUUUUGUCGCUCCUCGGCGGCACGCGCUUUACUCCUCAGCUGCUCGUGCUCCUCGCCGGCCUGACUCAGGAGCACCUCCGAUUCGGCCCCGCCGUCCACGGCGUGCGCCGCCGCCAGGAAGUUGGCCUCGUGCAGCCGCAGCUCAGCGUCCUGUCGCAGGUCCCGCUCGUGCUGCAGGAUCUUUUGCAGCUCCUGCAGCUGCUGCAACUGGUCGCUUUGUUCCUGCUCGCGCUCGUGCUGCUGCGUGAUGACGCGAGCGCGGCUCUCUGCCAGCUGCAGCUGCAGGUCGCGGACCUCGGCCUGCUGCUGCGCACCCGCGGCGACGAGGCGCUCCCGCAGGUGGUCCACUUCCAACUUGAGUUGCCGCUUGUCGGCCUGGAAGCUGGCCUCCAUGCGAGACUUCUCUUGCGUCACGGUGGCCAGCGCACUGGUGAGUGUGCCCACUUGACUCCUCCACUGAACCUUUGCUUCCCCGUCCCGAGGCGUCGCUACUUCGUCGGUACGUGCGGCUUCUGGCGCAUUUUUCUCGGCCACAUCCUUGGCCGUUGGCAGGGCUUCCGCACCGUCUCCGCAGUCCUGUUGGACGACAACAUGCCCGCAGAGCCGCCCGUGUACGUCUGCAUCCUGAGACGUGCUCAAGACUUUGAGACCGGCCUCCAGGGCCUCCUUUUCCUUCAGCAGACUCUUGUACGCGUGGACCACAUCCUUGAAGCGGCUCUGGUACUGGGCCAGCUGCUUCUUCUGGCACUCAAGCGUUUCCAGAAGCUCCUUCCUGCUGGGGCCAGCCCCGAAACUCAUUGCAAACUUUUCCAUGACUCGGACUCCCUUGGCGUGAUCGGACCGGACCGGAUCCGUCGGGGCCGCUGCAAGGAUUAGGGCAGCGUGUGACGAGCAGAAGAAGCGGGAUUGUUUGCGGUCUUUGCUUUCCAAACACUGAGUCAAAGAUAAAGUUGCUCUCUCGCAGAGCCACACCUGCCUGCGGUGCCUCUGGGCAAGGCACGCAGUCUGAAGCGGAGUCGCUGACGUGACUACGCAUGCUGAAUUUGUGAGUGUCUCCCGACCGAAUCGCCGUAUUGCCUCCCUCCCCGCGACACACAACCCUGAUGACGUAGACGUAGAACUUUACUGAUACUUACCACAGUCAAGUGCUACUUGUAUCACUGGAAUCGUCUGUAAAGAUCUGUAUGAAUUAUCAGACGCUGGUCUCGUUCAAAGCAAUUAUCCUUUGACAUUUGACACAUCUGCUCAUUCAACGUGUCGCUCUCAUAGCAGCUGCGAGUUGAACAAAAGUCAAAUACUUUGAAUAAAGUUCAACUUUGCGAAGCAUCA
Molecule: messenger RNA, 5264 nt
Organism: Syngnathus typhle (broad-nosed pipefish)
Lineage: Eukaryota; Metazoa; Chordata; Actinopteri; Syngnathiformes; Syngnathidae
Gene: dennd6b
Product: DENN/MADD domain containing 6B
Exons: 21
Coding region: 445-2133 (562 amino acids)
Cellular component (GO): recycling endosome
Molecular function (GO): guanyl-nucleotide exchange factor activity
Source: RefSeq, a predicted model, not a curated record